Neoarthrinium moseri is the source of this 1476-nucleotide messenger RNA. RefSeq lists its product as uncharacterized. Gene Ontology annotation, molecular function: ATP binding; metal ion binding. The coding region runs from base 1 to 1476 and encodes 491 amino acids. Lineage: Eukaryota; Fungi; Ascomycota; Sordariomycetes; Amphisphaeriales; Apiosporaceae. The transcript has a single exon. The record is from RefSeq and is a predicted model, not a curated record.
AUGAUCUUGAAGACAAAAACGACCUUGAAUGAGCUCCUUAGCGAACUGAAGAACCGCCUACCAUCACGCUGGAUUUCUGAGGUGCCGAUUCCUCGAAGAAGACUAGUAUGGGUUGAGGGUAGGAAGGAUAUCAAUGUGAGCUUGGGCAUGUACAAAGCAGCGUAUGCUCUAGGCAUCACGUUAGUGAUCAUCGACAACCCGGGACACUGGCUUGAGGAUAACGCUGGAGCAUAUGCCUACUUACGUGAGGCGUUUAUUCCUGUGCGCAUAGCUGCCGACGAGGGAUUUGUUGAGCGGAUCCUCAGCGCUGUUCGCGCUUACGAUAAACCCAUCGACGGGGUCAUGACCGUUAGCGAUGCCCGCCUCCAAGGUGUGGCCGAGGUGUGUGACAUUCUAGGUCUUCCAACGUCGCCAGCAUCUGCCUAUGCCAUAGCUGGCGACAAAGCGAAGACAAGGAUGCUUGAGCCUGAUACCAGUGGUGCUUACGCUUUCGAAAGCGUUGCCGCAUUGGAGAAGCAGCUCGGGCCAGGGGGCCUACUUGAUGGUCUGCAAUACCCCGUCAUAGUCAAACCAUGUAUUGGCUGGGGUAGCGAAUGCAUCAGCAAAGUUUCCAACGACAAGGAACUGGUCGUUGCCGCUCAGAAAGCAUCUAAUAGACACGCCAACUCGCCCCAGCGUCGCGCAGAUUUCUUAAUAGAAAGAUAUGUGGACGGCCCAGAAGUAGAUAUCAACUUCGCGCUUCAGGAUGGCAAGGUUGUCUUCUACGAGGUAGCCGACGAUUACCCAAGUCGUGGCGACUUCCCCGAUGCUAGCGCUGUGGACAACUUCCAGGAGACCGCCAACUUGCUACCGUGCGGUCUUCCAGAAUCCGAACUGGCGCUCGUACGUGACCACGUUCAUCAAAGUAUUCUCCGUAUGGGCUUUGUCAAUGGCACGUUUCACUGCGAAGCUCGUAUUGAGAAUUCUUCAAUGGCCUUUGAAUUGAAAGAUCGCAGACUUGGAGACCUGUACUCGACAGAGAAGCAGAACGCACCGCCCAAGGUUUACCUUCAUGAGAUCAAUGCCCGCCCUGCAGGUUAUCUGGAGUCAGUUGCGACGAAUGUGACCUGGGGAGUUGAUUACUACGCGUUACAGCUAGUGUUUUCACUCGGCGAUAUGAGCCGAUAUUCGAGCUUGUCUGAGCCCUUCCGCAAUGGACCGCAGUGGUACCUGGCCCUUCUAUUGGUUCCUGAGGAGGGAGUUGGGGUAAUGAAGACCCCAGAUACCGUGAAAGAUCUAAUGGAAAGACAUGAUGAUGUGAGAGAGGCAAUUGUUGACUACAACACGGUCAUCAAAGGUGGCGAUAGACUCUUUGGCCCAUCUGCCAGUGAGCUAUCGUAUCUAGCGUACAUUUCUGUUGUUUCAAAGAAGUCUAGAAAAGAGUGUCUAAGACUGGCAAACAAGACUCUGGAAGAGUUUAGAUAUGAACUGGAAUAA